CAUUCAAUUUUUAUGAUGCACGAUGCAAAGAAUUCAAAAAUAUUUAAGUACGAUAAAACAAAAUUAUUAAUGUAUUAAUUUAAUUAUUUAAUAAACGAGCACGACACGCAAGUGAUAUAAAACUCGAUCUUUGAAGUAUAUACAAGUUUUUUGAGAAGAUUGAUCGACAGAUAUAAAAACGAGAAGAAUGAAGUGAAACAGCAGUCUUAUUGAACAGACAUAAGAAAAAGGAGCAAAUUGGUAUUGGAAAAAAAACCCUUAUUUAAUUUGGGUUGAAGACAUUUAAUAUUCUUUCGAUAUAAAAAGAAAUCUUAAUUAUUAAAAAUAAAUUUUACGAGAACUAAUCUACACAGAACCUGAAGAAUUGAAAGAUAAGUCACAAUACCAAGUGUUCAUUAUUGUACAAACAGAAGAAUUUUUUAAUUAUUUAAAUUAAGCAAUAAUGGCUAAAAUAUUAUCUUUACUAAAAACGAUACGAAAUAAUUGGAAGAAAUCUAUGUUAGGAGCCGCAGCUUUCUCGUAUGGAAUUUCAUACUGCAAACAAACUUACGAGACUGAACAAUUAAUGCGUCAGUGUUGCGAAGAUGUAGCUAAGUAUGGAGAUGCCUCUUGUUCUACAAAUGUCAAGCCUCGUCAUGUAACUGUUAUUUUAAAUCCAGCAGCUAAGAAAAGAAAGGCCAAGAAGUUGUUUGAGAAAUAUUGUGAGCCUUUAUUGCAUUUAGCUGGUAUUUCAGUGACUAUUAUUGACACACAAUCAGGAAGUCAUACACGUGGUAUAAUAACUAAUAUGGAAAGGCCCACAGAUGCUAUUAUUGUAGCAGGAGGAGAUGGUACCUUGUCAGAUGUUAUAACUGGCUUAAUGAGAAAGUAUGAGCAUAAUCUUUAUUCAGUUAAACAAUGUCCUGUUGGUGUUUUGCCAUUGGGAAGCACAAAUACAGUUGCAAGUAUAUUUUAUCAAGGAUAUGAAGAUCUAGCUGACAUACAUCAUAUGAUUGAUGCAACAAUGGCAAUUAUUAAGAAUAACUUUAAAUCAAUAGAUGCCAUUGAAAUUAAAUUAUUGAAUAACGAUCCAGAAAGUCCUAUAAGGCCAGUUUAUGCUGUAGGAGGCAUUGAAUGGGGAGCUUGGAGUGAUACGCACGCACGUAUUGAUAAAUACUGGUACUGGGGUUUCUUACGCAAAUAUGCAGCUUAUGUAUUCUGUGGUUAUAAAUCAGAUCUGACUUGGAAAUGCAAUGCAGUGAUGAAGUAUACAAAUCCUUGUAAAGGAUGCUCACGUUGUUAUUUUGAACAAUUGGCUUACAGUCAAUCGAAUUUGAAUAGAAGGUGGUGGCAUGCAUUUUUGCCAAAGAGGCAAACAUUUGCUUCUGAUAACCACAUCGAUUAUAGUAAAGUAGUGAAUGAAAACUGUGGCACAUUUUAUGAGAUACCUGUUUCAACAACAGAGUUGCGUAUAAAGACAGAAAAUGUAAAGAAUAUAUCAGUUCAAUCAACGCCUUCGUUAAAGAUAGCUCUAGGCCCGGAAAGCAUUAGCUAUACAACAUUUGUUGAAAAAGGAUGGAAACAAGAAAUGGAUAACGAGCUGCCGGUAAAUUCAAUAUUGGAUGUAAAGGAUAUUGAAUUAUAUCCUACGGAAACAAAUGAAGAUCGGAUGUUUUAUAUUGAUCAUGAAGAAUACGAAGUGAAGCCAAUUCAAAUCAGAUUACUGCCACAAUCUGUAACAAUAUUUUAUCCUGAAACAAACAGUUAACAUGUAUCUAAUAUAUAAUACUUAAAGAUAAUUCAAAAGUA
Linepithema humile (Argentine ant) is the source of this 1788-nucleotide messenger RNA. RefSeq names its product acylglycerol kinase-like protein Mulk (gene Mulk). Lineage: Eukaryota; Metazoa; Arthropoda; Insecta; Hymenoptera; Formicidae. The record is from RefSeq and is a predicted model, not a curated record. Gene Ontology annotation, molecular function: acylglycerol kinase activity; ceramide kinase activity; ATP-dependent diacylglycerol kinase activity. Gene Ontology annotation, biological process: ceramide biosynthetic process; sphingosine biosynthetic process; phosphorylation. Gene Ontology annotation, cellular component: cytoplasm; membrane; mitochondrion.